UCAACUCCACUUUCUCGUUAUUUUUUUUUACAGAAACCUAAUAUUCCUCUUCUUCAUGUAAUUGGCUUUCUUCUUCAUCUCCACUUUUAUCUCCACUUUUACAGAAUUUCAGUUAUUGAUCUAACUUCAUCUUCCUCGAUUCAUUUUCGUAUAUUCAUCUUUUGGCUACACCCAUCUUUCAAUUUAAUCAAUUUUGGAAAAAAGAAAAUAUCUCAUUCUGAAAGAGAUUCUAGAAAGUGGAGUUACUAUGACCAAGGUUUGGUAGUGUUACUUUAUAUUCAUUCCCUUUGUGAUCUUGCAUUAAAACACCGUAAGAAAGCAAGGAAUUAUCAAGACAAUAAAUGCGGUAGGAGUAACGAUUCUAAAGUAGACAUUCAAUUCAUAAAGAUUAUAAAUUGUGUAGUAAGCAUGGAUAAUGGUGAAGAUGCUAAUGAGAGGAACAAUGGUAGUUAUGUGGAUAAUGAAGAAGGAAAAGAUGAUUUGGAUGAUUACAAAGAUAUAGGUGAAAUCUCAGAUGAUGAUAUAAGAGAUAUGAAAUUUGAAUCAGAGAAAAAAGCUUGUGAGUUUUAUGAAACAUAUGCAGAAUAUCAUGGGUUUGCUGUAAGAAGAGAUGAGAUUGACCGUGAUUUCAAAAAAAAUAUUGUUAUGCGCCAAUUAGUUUGUAAUAGAGAGGGGAAAAGACAUAAAAAACAUAUGUUAAGGGUGGAUCGACAUAGGGGGCCAAGGCCAAUCACUCGAACAGGUUGUCUUGCUCGGUUGCGUGUGGCAUAUGAUGUAGUGAGUAGAGGUUGGAGAGUUGUUGCAUUUGAAUCCGCUCAUAAUCAUAAGUUAACUCCACAGCGGUUUGUCCAUUUUAUUCCUAAGUAUCGUCGACUGAGUGAAGCUGAUAAAGCGCUUGUUGAUGGCUUGCAUACAUGUGGUGUUAGAACAUGUCAUAUUUUGGGUUUUAUGUUGGGUCAGAAAGGUGGUCAUGAAGAUUUGGGAUUUAUCAAGAAGGACCUAUAUAAUUAUUUUAGUAAUGGAGCCAAGGUUAAAAGAGAAAAUGGAGAUGCUUUUGCUGCUUUGUCUUAUUUACAGGCUAAAGCCGACAAUGAUCCGAUGUUUUUUUCGAAGUUUACCACAACAGAGGAUGGUCGUCUACAAAAUUUAUUUUGGUCAGAUGGAACUAGCCGAUUUGACUUUGAAUGUUUUGGUGAUGUGGUUGCAUUUGACACGACCUAUAAAAAGAACAGGUACAACAAACCUUUUGUUAUUUUUUGUGGGUACAAUCAUCAUGGUGAAACUACAAUUUUUGGGUGUGCUUUAAUUUCGGACGAAAAGACAGAGACAUAUAAGUGGGUUUUAAAUGCCUUUUCUGAAGCAAUGUUCCAUAAAAGUCCAAAUGUAUUUGUUACUGACGGAGAUGGUGCGAUGCGGGAAGCUAUUAGAGUUGAAUUUCCAAAUGCGUCACAUCGCCUCUGUUUAUGGCAUUUACAUCAAAAUGCUAUUGAGAAUGUCAAGAAUACAAAGUUCCUAGAAGAGUUUAAGUCAUUGAUAUAUGCUAACUAUACCCCUGAGACAUUUGAAGAUGAGUGGAAGAGGAUUAUUGAUGAUAAUGGUCUAUCAGAGAACAAAUGGGUUAAGAAAACUUAUGAGAUAAAGAAAAUGUGGUCGAGUGCGUACAUGCGAGACACACCUUUUUGUGGUAUAAGAACUACAUCAAUGUGUGAAGGUAUCAAUUCAUUUAUCCAGGGGUAUGUGGACAAUAAAAACAGUCUUGUGGAUUUCAUGCAUAAUUUUGAAAGAGCUUUGAAAGAAUACAGACAUAACGAAUUAUUAUCUGAUUUUAAGUCGUUCUAUUAUGAACCCGUGUUGACAAGUGCUUUAGAAGGAAUUGAGACUGGAGCAUCAGAGAUAUUUACAUGUAAAAAAUUUAGGGAUGUUAAAAAUGAGAUAGAAGGUGCAGCUGCAUUGAAUAUCAUUGAAAGAAUUGAGACCGGUAAUAACGUGACAUUGAAGAUGAAUAGAUUUUGCAAUCCAAAUUCUGAAUUUUCAGUUUGUCUCGAGAGGACGGAGAGUGUAUUUUUAUGUGAUUGUCGACUGUUUGAACGUUUAGGAAUUCCGUGCUCUCACAUUAUUUGUGCCAUGAGGCAUGAGCAUAUGAAUGUGUUUCCAAAAAGUUUGAUUUGUAAGAGAUGGACUAAAUCAGCCAAGGAUGAUCACAUUUCGUCGGUGUUUUCUGAAGAAAGUGAAUCUGAAAAGUUGUUCAUGUUUCGUAGAGGCGCAAUGUUUGCUGCAUUCAACACUUUGUGUGAUGUUUCUUGUAAAGAUUCUGGUUCCUAUAAAGAAGCUCUAGAAGGAAUUUACAAAUUGUGUGAAAAUAUAAAGAAGCAUUUGGAAGUAAAUGAUAAACGUAAAUCUAAUCCGUCGGUUAUUGGUGAUCCUGUAGAGGCCAAGACAAAAGGUGCCCCUCAUAAGAAAAGAAAAUCGUGGAAGACAAAAGGUGCUAUCCGUAAAGGAAAAAAUUCAUGGAAAUCAAGACAAUGUUCUCAUUGUAAACUACCUGAUCACACAAAACGGAAGUGUCCAGUACUAGCUGCACGUGAUGAUUUACAUCAGGUUGACGAUAAGGUUUCAUCCGACCAAUCAAUGAAUUUUAAUAUGUCCAUAAGUCAUAAUAUCAAUGACGACAUAGACUCCCUAAAAGUCUCAAAUAAAAACAAGGUUGUAGAUAGCACUCGCGGUAGUAAACAAAAAGGAAAAGGUGUCAAUGUUGCUUUUACAACAAAAGACUCUAUCAAUAAAAUAACUUCAAAACAAAUUGACAAAGAAAAAUCUAUUGGACCAAAGGUAAACAUGGCGGAUAAAAAUGAAAAAGUCAGUCCAACUGUAAGUGCUUUUGUCACUCAGAGUAACGCAUUUAAUACUGAAAGUAAUGUUAUGGGACAUGACUCUGUCUUUGGCAACUCUAAUGUCAAAAUGGGAAGUUUUAAUGCAACAUGGAACAAUGGCGUGGGAUAUGGUGCUCAUUAUAAUGGGGUUCCGAAUCAAAAUGUAUCAAUUUUUCCCCAGUUUGUUCCUAAUCAAGGUGCAUUGAUUUGCCCCCAAUUUGUUCCGAGUCAAAGUGCGUCGUUUUUUCCCCAAUUCGUUCCAAAUCAAAGGGCAUCAAUUUUCCCUCAAUUUCCAUCAGUAGACAACUUCACAACACAUUCAAAUUCUUCUUUAUAUAACAGAGGACAUAAUAUUCCUCACAAUACACAUUUUAUGGGCACGUUGAAGGAGAUGGAACAUUCUGCAAAAUUGACUAAAAACAAAGAUGAAAAUGAAGAUUCUAAACAUGAAAAGCACAACCGGUGAGACAGGUACCCAAAGUGAUGUUAUUUUUGUUUGAGUGGCAUCUUUGUUGCUGCUACUUCCUAAUAACAUAUUAUAACAUAUUCUGCCCAUUGAGUUGUAAUAUGUGGGUUGUCCCUGCAAACAGACACGGUGAAGAUUUUCUAUACUCGCACCAACUUUAUGUCUAUCAACACUCUCUUCUAAGUUUAGAGUUUUAGUGUUAUUAUAUGGCUUGGCAGCUGUGAUCUAUAUUGUUAUUAUAUGGCUUGGCAGCUGUGAUCUAUAUUGUUAGACUAUGUUUUCUUAAGGAAACAAUACUUUUUCCUAUCCAUAAUGGAUACCAUUCAAUGUCCUCA
This is a messenger RNA of Vicia villosa (hairy vetch), 3671 nucleotides long. Its product is annotated as protein FAR1-RELATED SEQUENCE 5-like. Gene Ontology annotation, molecular function: zinc ion binding. NCBI's taxonomy places the organism in Eukaryota, Viridiplantae, Streptophyta, Magnoliopsida, Fabales, Fabaceae. The transcript has 9 exons. Bases 409 to 3336 code for a protein of 975 amino acids. The record is from RefSeq and is a predicted model, not a curated record.